CCGCUCUCCCCCGACUAACUCAGUCUUUGUGUUGUCUUUCUUCCACUCUGUGCGUCUGUGACGGUCUCUGAGUGGAGCAGUCUCAGAGGUGUGGGACUCCCUCCAGCGUAGCCAGAGGCUCCACUGAUGCUCUACAACUAUCUACUACACUAGUCUGCCCUUUGGCUGUCUGAUCUGCCUCUCCACAGAACAUAAUUGUUCCUCUGCGCAAGGAAAGAAAGGUGGCACGGCGCUUUUACGCAUGGAGGUUGGAAUCAGCCUCUUCGCCUUUACGCAUGGCUGUGGGUCACCUCUACGAAAGGUGCUGCCGGGCUUAUGAGAGCUUGUCAGGGCGUCCAGAAGGGUGUGAAAAGUGAGCGACGAUGCGGGGCACUGAGCUCCUGCUCGGGUACUUUCUGGUGAAAGUUAUGGUGUGCGACGCGGAGGGCGAACCGGGGCAAACCGUCGACGAUUUCAUUAUGGUCACCGGGUUUAACGACUCCAAAGAUGUGGAGAUCGAAGUGACGGAGAGCCCGCACACGGAGGACAAGUGUCGGGGCUACUACGAUGUCAUGGGCCAGUGGGACCCGCCGUUCGUGUGCAAGACGGGCAGCUACCUGUACUGCUGCGGUACCUGUGGCUUCAGGUUCUGCUGCGCGUUCAAGAGCUCCAGGCUGGACCAGACCACCUGCAAGAACUACGACACCCCGCCAUGGAUGAUGACCGGCAGACCCCCGCAGAAGGUGGACGUGUCGCUGGACUCUGCGAAGGAUAAAACCAACCUCAUUGUGUAUGUCAUAUGCGGGGUCGUGGCCAUUAUGGCACUGAUAGGGAUUUUCACCAAGCUUGGUUUGGAAAAGACGCACCGUCCAAACAGAGAGAAUAUGUCGAGAGCUCUUGCACACGUAAUCCGGCAUCCUGCCUCAGAACAUACGGACGACAUCGGGCUUGGCCAGCACUACGAGAACAUACAAACCAGAGUCACACUUAACAGUUUCCACAGCAACCAGAUGAACAACAUGGUUCAAGCAUCCACGCUGAUAACUCAGCCGUACCCGGCCAUGGGACCGCUCACCAGCCCGUACGAACAGCAGAACUCUGUCAAGGAUCUCAACAAGUACACCACGCUCAAGGCUGUGGCAGAGAAAGCUAACGACAGCUUCCACAGCCGCCGACAAGUGAUCGAGAUGACAACCAAGGGCAGCCUCCCCAUGGAAGGAGUGGACAUGGAGCCGGAGCCGAGCAAUCCUUACAGCCCUCCCAGACAGAUGUCGACAAAGCAGAAUGGACACAAGUACAAAAGCCCCCGGAGCCACAGCUCCCAGUCGCUGUGCUACAGCCCCAACACUGCCGCCAGCCCGGUGGUGCUCAGAUCCUGGGAGAGCAAGGAGUCGCUGGGGCUGCGGCAGAGCUACGGCCCAAAGAAACUGUGCAUCAUAGAGAAGGAGCUGCACACCACUCGCUACAUCCCUCCACAGCCAUACUUUGUCACCAACAGCAAAACAGAAGUGACAGUAUGAGGGGCCGAGGCUUGGAACGCAUCUAAGAGAGACAGCAACUGCAGCGUCGGACUGUGCAUUUGUGUAUGUAACGGGCAGCUUCUAAAGGUGGCCGGACUCAAUCACUGCCUCACAAGGGCACUGUGAUGAACAUGUGUGAUAUUCAUAUAAUCCAUCUGCUAAAGUUACAUAACUCAUAUACCGCAGUGAUGACACAUGACACAGUAAGCGCUGUUGUCAGUAUGCACCGAGUAAUCAAAAAGGACCUUAAAAUUAAAGCACAUUAUGUAAUUUCUAUUAAAAUAUUGUCCAGUUGAGAAAAAAAAACUUCCUCAUUCAUAGAAUCAGAGCUAAGUAGUCCGUGGUUGAAUGGGCAUUGAUGAAAUGCGUCACUGGACCAUGGAUACUGUCUAUAAAUGUCAAGAUGUGCUAAAGAGUAUAAAUGGAUGCAUUAGUUGGUGGCUUAAAUGUGAAUCUGGGUUGUUUUUUAUAUCUCAUUCUAUCAUUCUCUCAAUAAGAGCCCUCCAAGACAUUAUUAGCCACUCAAAAUGUCUGCAAAGUCCGACUUAAGUAAGAACUCAUUCAGGUUUGUUUCAGAGAUGCCAUCCAUUCUGGGAGAUUCAUAAGCUAAGUUCAUCAUUCGGUGUUUUUAAAACUAUACAGGAAUCUGUCUGUGAAGGUGUUGCUGUUAAGUCACUUAGGAUCCAUUAAAAAGUACAUUUGGUGAAUGUGGUGUCACUUCUCAAAGUGGUAGAUCUGGAAACGCAUUCAGAGCCAGCUCACUGCCAGCAGACAUCCUGUUGAAGCAUUAACUAGGAGCAACAUGCAGUAGCUGCAAAGUGAACAGCCAGUGUCGUGUCGGUGUAACAGUGCCUCUCAUCAGUAUCAGCAUGUGUGAUUAGCCUAGAAUAUACUGUACGAGGAGUCCCGGUAUUAGAACGGUGAUUGGUUUUAUUCUUAGUAAUCCAUUAUGCUCCCAACAAAAACUCGUUCUCGGUGUUGAAGACGGCGGCUCGGAGUUCGCACCACCGUAGAACCUCUUGGCUUUAAUUAAACGCGUGUGUUAUUUUUGUGACUUUAGUCCCAAAUCUUACAUUUAAAUGAAUGUAUCUGGUCCGGAUAGCCUAAAUGCGAGUGACCUGUUCUUUGUUGGAGGUUAACAGUUAAUUAACUCCUGUCAGAAUGAAUGUAAAAAUGUAGUAAGCUUUUGUUUUUCUUUGUCCGUACUACACAAAUAAAUGAGUCCACAAUGCGUCUAGGCAGUGAAAUGUUCCUCAUCUGUUGGGAAUCUGUGGGAAAAAGUCUGCCAAUGAUACUGGAAGACUUGCAAUAGCCAAGGCUUACAGGUGCAGAUGAUCAUUUGUUGUGCUGAUUUCCCAGUCAAGUAAUAUAAAAGGACGCCUGCCUGCGAGUAUGCGGUCGAGUAUUUGAAGCAGCUGAAAACAAGGCAGCACUCUACACAAGUGGGACGUGGGAACUGCUAGUGUAAAGGUGUAUUUAUGUCUUCUCAAGUCCACAUCGUAGGAAACUGAAAAUAGCAUAACAAGGCAAGAAAGGAUGUGAAUUUUUUGCAUUUUGGGGAGUUGUUAAUAUUCUCACAGACUUCCAUCCAAACUUUAUGCACUGUUUUCCAAUAUAUGCAUACCUAGUGGAUCCAACUAUCCUGUGACGUAAUUAAUCAACUGUAUCGAUGUUUAUUUUAACGGUUGUACGAAAUCUGGCACAGUAUUCAAGGGUCAGCUGACAUUUGCAGUAUUGUAUAGUCACUACCACUCUCUUGUUUUGUGAAUGCUCUGAUUCCUUCAUCGAGAAUACUGAAAUCACUGUUAUGAAACUGUAAGUACACAACAUUUACACAUGGAGUUCUACUUUAACACUGCCACUUGUGUAUAAUACGUGUUGGGACUGCAACAUCCAGUAUUAAUAAUGCAGCAACAAUGUUUUAUUUUGAAGGAAAUCCCUACAAUCAAAGGUCUAAUACUCUCAUUUCUUUGUAUCACCAUUAUCUGAAUAUGCAUUUGAUUCUAAUUACUCUGAGUGUUAUGUGUCUUUAUGUACAGUAUAAAGUUACUUUGGUUUAAGAUCUAUUGUUGAAUAUAUUCCCCAUGUCUGUGUUUGGAACUCCUGAAAAGUUACCGAGCUUAGCAUUUCAAUGUUUUCCAUACAUUUUGCGAUACUCAUGUAGCCAGUGUCCUGCAAAAACCUUGAAUCUCUGAAUUGGCACUUUUUUGCUGUAAUGAAUAAUCCCAAAACUACAGUCAAAGUGAUUUUUGCUUCAUUGUGGUGUUUCAGUGCACUCUGGAAACGUCCAAGGUUCAUGAAACAUUUUUUUUAAAAAUGUGGAAAACCACCGCGACAGCCUCUAAAAGGUUUUUUACAAGACGGUGCAUGCAAACAACUUAUUUUCAUGUUUUAGAUAUACCAUCUAAGUGUAGCAGUUUUGGGGGGUUUUUUUUACAUGAAGGAACUGGUCUUUGGCAAUCAACAACUGUUCCAACUGUCAGCAAAUCUAUGAACAGAUUUUUGCAUUCAUACCUCCUCCGUCUAAAAAAAAUUGACAGAUGAAUACUAAAAAAAUCGCAUCAUUACAAAAGCGAGUAAACUAAUCAUUAUGGAGGUAAAGUAUCUGUAGCAAUCUUGGCGCUGAGUUUAAAAAGAAAAAAACGGACAACUUACAUUCUAAAUCUGGUUGGCUCUAUUUGUUCCCCACGCCUCCCCAACACUGCACCAGAUGGUAUCAUAACAUGGCAGAGCACUUGAUUGCAGUCCAAGGACCUCUUACAUAUAAUUCACCACAUUUUAUGGGACUUUCUGUUCACUUGUGCUCCAGCUGUAACUAAAUAAAGUGAUGAAGUGUCAUACUGUCGACAUUAAAACUAUUUUUUAAUAA
This is a messenger RNA of Acanthochromis polyacanthus (spiny chromis), 4368 nucleotides long. RefSeq names its product shisa family member 9b (gene shisa9b). NCBI's taxonomy places the organism in Eukaryota, Metazoa, Chordata, Actinopteri, Pomacentridae. Gene Ontology annotation, cellular component: postsynaptic density; AMPA glutamate receptor complex; postsynaptic membrane. The transcript has 4 exons. Gene Ontology annotation, biological process: regulation of AMPA receptor activity; regulation of short-term neuronal synaptic plasticity. The record is from RefSeq and is a predicted model, not a curated record. The coding region runs from base 363 to 1499 and encodes 378 amino acids.